Molecule: messenger RNA, 3077 nt
Organism: Triticum urartu
Lineage: Eukaryota; Viridiplantae; Streptophyta; Magnoliopsida; Poales; Poaceae
Source: RefSeq, a predicted model, not a curated record
GGUGGGGCCCGCUUGAAAUCCCGGUUUUACCCCUGGCCAGCCUCUCUGCUCUUCCUCGAAGCGACACACCGGCGGACGGCGGCGACGGUGGUAAUCGACGGCGGGGGCACCCUCCCGGCGACAGCUACAACCAUGGAAGCUAGGGUUCAUCGCUGCACAUUGGGGAAUUUCGUGUGAAGGACUACUUCUUCAGUCAACAUAUACAAAUGACAUUACAGUAACUAGUUUUGGGCAUCUAUCAUCAAAUACAUUUGAAAGAAUUGUUUUGAGGCAAAAAGGGCAAAUAAUCAUAGUUCAAUGUAAAGAGUGGCAAAAGGCAAUUGCAAUGUAACUAGUGGCAAAUUGUCAAAAUGCAAAGUAAAUUGUGGCAAAAUAAUUAAAUUCUCCAUUGAACUCUGUAUCAAUACGUAAUAGCCAAGAACUCCACAUUUCGUGAAUCUGUGUGUCCUCCCAAAAUAUAUUUUAUGAACCUAUCACUUCCUGACGGGGAUGUGUAUUUAUACUGCUCCUUAAUUUGAACUGUAUGUAUUAGUUCUUUAUUGUCUGGUAUGUGUUCCUCUUAAAAUAUCUCAUUUUCCACUUGGACUGUUAAUGCUCGUGGCAUAUAAUGUGAGGUUUUUAAGAUAAUAAAGUGCUUACAAACCAAAUGUUAAGUUUAUGUGUGGUGAGAUCAUAGUGAGGGUAAGUGUACCAAAUAGACUCGUUUCUACUGAUCAAAUAUGAAAAUGUGUGUUGCUCGUCAAAGUGCACGAACAACCUUGCAUAGUUAGUUUGACACGGCCAUAAUCAUCUCGAAUUCUCGAGUCUGUGUGCUCACAUAGUCUGCUCCCAAAUAGAAAAAUAUUUAUAUGAUUCUUGUUAGCUCAAAGUAUGUUAGUUUUUUUUUCCUCAAAACGUCAUUGCCUCUAAUGGUCAGGUCGAGCCCAGACUAGCCUAUCACAAGGGUCAACACGCAAGCGCCGCCAAGAAAUUGAUCGAGGAUCGGGGUCGCGAAGGGAAACGAGACGAGCGGUCGAUAGGGAUGGAGGCUGCGGUGCGGAAGAUGCAGCAGAGGGUGAGGAAGGCACGGGAGGAGACGGAGCGAUGGGAUGACCUCAAUUCCCGCCUCCUGUCCCACUUCUCCAAUGCCGCCGCCAUCAUCACCCGCCUUCCAGGAGGAUCUCUUGGGGGUGCAGAUGGAGAGCUUGGAGCUCAUAUUUGUUUCAAUGAGGGAGGCUCUGUAAGCUGCUGUCACUGUUGUUGCAACCGCUUUUGGGAGGAGUUCAGUGUCAUUUCCAAAGGUUUGAGCAAGGUACUACGCGAUACUAAUCAGAUGGUGAGGGGUGGAUUGGCAUUCAAUGCGAAACAGUUGCAAUUACAAGUGGGAAUUUUGCCAACUAUUGCGGAUUGCUUGGGUGGGCUACAAACGCUGUCUGAUAUGCACCAGGCUGAGUAUGCGCUAAAAUCAUCAAUCAUCUCUUUGUUGACAUGGAAAAGCAGUUCAAGUGAAAUCGCUGCAAUGCGUCAACUCUUGGUAGACCAACCAAACAUACCGAAAGAUGAAGUGCAAUCUAUUUUCGACAUUAUAUUUGCGGAUGAAAUUUGUUAAGUUGAGUGUGUAUCCUACCAUCGGGAGCCUUAUUGCCAAGACAUGUUGAAGCCACUGUAUUUUGAUCUACUUUCUUAUAUCUGGACAAAGCAUGAAGGAGUCUGCAGUUUCAGGUUUAGUGGCUCCAAUUCCUAUAGCAAUCGUGACAAGGCUGAAAUUAAUUUACAGAACCGUUUAGCUUGUAAACCUGUAAGUCGGUGCAUAGUGCGGUCGACAUAUUGGGAAGUAGCGCUAUUGAUCUGCUGCAACUUAAAGUGGUCUACUGGAAAUAGUUACUGGGAGUUUUUUUUUAGAGAAAAGUAUACUUUUCGUCCCUUAAUUUUUGGUGAAGUCUAGAUUUGGUCCCUUAACUUAAAAACCGGACAACUUGCACCCCCAACUACAGAAACCGGACAAGGUUCGUCCCUGGACUCAGUUUUGACCGGUUUUGGUGUUGACUCACCCCGGUUUUGACCGGUGCUCACUCAUAUUCCUGUAAUUUUUUUAUAUCAGUGAACUUCUUCAAAAAUAAACAUACUUUUUUCAAAUCAGCGAACUGUUCUAAAAUUCGCGUACUUUUUUCAAAUCCUUGAUUUGUUAACAUUUACGUACUUUUUCCAAAACCCCGUAUUUCUCCCAAUUUUGCGUAAUUUUAUCAAAUCCAAGUAUUUUUCAAAGCCAUGAACUGUUUUUGAAAUUCGCAUACUUAUUUCAAAUCCACAUGCUUUUCGAAGUCCGCAUUUUUUCAAAUCCAUGUUCCUUUUAUAAUCCAUGAACUUUGUUUGAAAUUCACGUACUUGUUUCAAGUUGAAAUAAUUUUUGAAAUCCACAUAUUUUUGUGUAAAAGAAGUCCAUAUCCACGUAUUUUUUUCAAGUUCGCAUAAAAUUUUCAAAAUUCAUGAACUCUUUCAAAAAAAAAUGUAUUCUAAUAUGAAAAGGUACAUAAAUUUUUAAAAAUUAAAUGAACUUCAAAAAACCAAAUGAACUUUUAAAAAAUACGCAUAUUUGAAAAAGUACAUGAACUUGGGAAAAGUACACAGAUUUAAAAAAAGUACACAAAUUUUAAAAAGGUUCAUGUAUUUGGAAAAAGUAACCGAAUUUGAAAACAUUACGUGGACCUAGGAAAGGUAGGCAAAUUUGAGUCGGAACGGUCAAAACCAGCGUGGGACAGGACCAAAACCGGUCAAAACCGUGACCAGGGAUGAAUCUUGUCCGGUUUCAUAAGUUAAGGAUGCAAAUUGUCCGGUUUUGAAGUUGAAGGACCAAAUCUAGACUCUGCAAAGAAUUGAGGGACGAAAAAUAUACUUUUCUCUUUUUUUUUAUAUAUAAAGCUACUGAGAGUUUCUUGCGUGAAGCUGCUAAUGUGUGUACGAUUAUGACCUAACUUUGCACAUCUGGCCCUUUGUUCUCUGUUGUACUCCCUCUGUAAAGAAAUAUAAGAUCGUUAUAUAACUAUCGUUCCUGGAGAUUACGAAUUUGUUUUAUAUCUUUCAAACAUUUUUUGAGGGAU